Molecule: messenger RNA, 2515 nt
Organism: Rhineura floridana
Lineage: Eukaryota; Metazoa; Chordata; Lepidosauria; Squamata; Rhineuridae
Gene: TICAM1
Product: TIR domain containing adaptor molecule 1
Exons: 3
Coding region: 360-2387 (675 amino acids)
Biological process (GO): positive regulation of natural killer cell activation; response to exogenous dsRNA; TRIF-dependent toll-like receptor signaling pathway
Molecular function (GO): protein kinase binding
Source: RefSeq, a predicted model, not a curated record
CCUCCUGUCUGCAACUUUCCAAGAGGCUUGCAAGCAAUCACUUUGGAAAAAAGAAGAAAAAACCCAUCUCAAAGGUUUGCAGCUUUGCUUUGGAAGUGGCAGGUCUACGCAGAGGCCAAUCCCCUUCUCCCCUUCCCCCGAAAAUAACACCUGGAGAAUAAAAGAUGGCAGACAAUCUUUCUUGAAAGGUUCAGCAAAGUGAGAAGACUGACGAAAUCUCACUGGGGAAAGAUUGAUGACUCACCAUGCCCAGCCUUAAAUUUGUUGGCAUGGUGGCAAACCUCUCACCUCUGCAUCACCAGCACCCUUCCAGGCCCUAACAUAUUCUGGGGCAUUGCCUCAUCACCUCAUUCGCCAGGAUGGCAGAGACCACCGAGGUUCACCCAAGCCUGGAGGGCAUCUUCAGGGUCUUAGCCAGAAUCCCGGAGGACAAGUUGGUCCAGUGCAAGUAUAAGCUGAACUCCACGAAGCAAGACUGGAGGAGCUGUAAGCGCCUGCGUGCCAUGAUCCUUCUGACCUUGAGGAGAGAGACAGAGGCCAGGGUGAGCCUGGAGGCUUUGGGGGACGACGUGGCGGCAGCCCACAUCUACCAAAGCCACUGGGGUAGUGCUUCGGCAAACAGAGCCAAUCCAAUUCCCCUGAACCAGGAUCCAGAAGUGGUGCUGGCUGUGGCUCGGAUCUUUUCACUGCUAGUAGAUGAAAAACUGUGUGGAGCCCUAGCCAGAGAUGAGGCAUACCGAGCAGCCGUCAAGGCCUUCCACACAAACAAUGCCCAAGGAUCGAAGCUGGAGAGCCUCUUGGGAGAAGCUCGGGAUAAGUGCGGCCUGGAUUUCACUCCUGCGGUGGCAAGCCAUAACGUCUGUGCGCCAAGCUCUGGUGCAGGGACUUCCUUAGCUGGAGCAGCCAAGAGCUCUCCAGUGCCAAUCCCGAGUUCCUGGGCCCCCUCUGACCUCCAGCCACUCCGCUCCACUGGCAGCCCAACCUCCCUCAUCAGUCACUUUGAGAUCAGCCAGUCCCCAACGAUGCUGGUCUUCAACCACUCCGCUGGCCAGCACGGCAUCCCCGAGCCCAGUAAACUUUUUGGGAGUUCCGUCAGCCCUUUGGUGCCACCCGGCAAAGGGGGAGACGCCCUUGAGUCACCAGACCAUUGCUCGUCCGAGAAACCCAUGGAGUCCUCUCUGCAAGACCAGCCAACAACCGGACACACUGGUGGCUUCCGAGGCAACCUUUCCUCUCCGUUGGUUUGGCCUCACCUUACAGCUACGCAGCCACGUGAGGAGGCUGGACAGGGCAGGGAACCCUGGAACACAGUGGCAGAAGAACUGCAGGACCCUGAAGGAAGCUCACUCCAAAAUCCGCAAGCGUUGCCUGCGCCUCUGCCUGCAGCAGUGUCUUCCGCAGGGUUGAUCCAAAGACCCGUGGAAGACUCCUCUUCCUCAACACAAAGACUCUCCUCUGCUUCAAGCUCUGCCCUUCCUCCAUCGGGAUCCCCGACGACAGAUCCACAGGGUGACGAGCAGCAGUUCUUCACUUUCGUGGUUGUCCACGCCAGCGAAGACGAGACCAUUGCCUGCCGGGUGAGGGAGCAGCUGGAGACCAUGGGCGUCUCCAACGGGGCAACGUUCAAUGAGGAUUUCCUGGUCCCUGGGCACUGCCAGCUCAGCUGCUUCCAGGACGUGUUGGACAACUCGGCCUUCACCCUCCUGCUCCUGACGGAGAACUUCAAGAGCCGCCUCUGCACUUUCCAGGCCAACAUGGCCUUGAUGGACUCCUUCGAGCGCUUCCUCAAGACCAACUCGGUGAUCCCCUUUGUGCCUAAGGAGAACCCCAUAAAAAGGGGGGAGAUGCCUUGUUUGCUCGCGGGACUCGUGCCAUUGGAUGAGAACUCGCAUGUUUUUGCCAGGCGGGUCAAGAACACUUUCGCCCCGGCGGUGAUCCGGGAGAAGAAGGUUGCGUGGAGCUACUUCAAGCAGGUCCACGACAGGGAACGUUUGCAGGAGCAACACCAAGAUUACAGGCGGGUGCUGCAACGCCUCUCCGCGCUCAGCGUGAACUUGCAAGCUCCAGUGGCUUUGCAGGCCCCACAGGUGGGCUUUUCGGGGUUGCAAGUCCCACCUGGCCAGUUUCCAGAACCGUUUUGCCAGGCAACAUUUCCUGUUCCCGGGAUGCCACAACAUCAGCCUGGGCCUGAUCUAUCCUCCGUUGUGGUCUCCCUGGGGCCUCCUAGCAUGCUCUCAGGUGGGCCUCCGCCCCACCUCAUCAUCCAAAAUGCCCAGAUGGUUCAAAUUGGAGACUACAACCAAAUGCAGGUGGAGAGGACAAAUGCGGCGCUUGGCACGGGAGAGGAAGAGGUUGGCGUGGACCAGUGGAAUAGGCACGAAGACUGAAGAUAAAAGUGUCCAGUCUCGCUAUGGCUUUGUAUACAAAUUGGUGGUGCAGCCACAUUUGGAAUACUGUGUUCUGUUCCAUCAUCAUCAUCAUUAAUAAUAAUAAUUCCACCUUUCCAAAAGGAGUG